Molecule: messenger RNA, 3671 nt
Organism: Drosophila rhopaloa
Lineage: Eukaryota; Metazoa; Arthropoda; Insecta; Diptera; Drosophilidae
Gene: tst
Product: helicase SKI2W
Exons: 3
Coding region: 66-3659 (1197 amino acids)
Biological process (GO): nuclear-transcribed mRNA catabolic process, 3'-5' exonucleolytic nonsense-mediated decay
Cellular component (GO): Ski complex
Molecular function (GO): RNA helicase activity; RNA binding; ATP binding
Source: RefSeq, a predicted model, not a curated record
GUCUUUUGCUUGGCUUUUUGGUAAAUGCUAAACAAACUUUUUUUUGCUAGCAACGAACGAAUAAAAUGAGUGAGAUUAGGGGCGAGGACAACCUGGAGAGGCUGCGCAACUACAUCCUGCGCCCGGAACUGUCGCUGCACAACCCAAUGCCGGAUGUUUUGCCGCGUCAAUUUGAUCCUAUGCGCCUGUUGCAUGUACCCCGCUGUCCCGGGAGCACCAAACUGACUCCACGCCGGGAUCAGAGCGGCCAGAUACUGGAGUUCGUCGAGGUGGACCUGGAAGAUGUGGGCGCCAAUGCCAACAACUCGAUGUCCAUGCAGCGGGAGCCGGGCUUGCUGGAGGAGGCAACGCGUGGCUCCCACUCGAACUUUCCCUUCUGGCCGGGCGGAUUCGACGAGCAGCGGCAGCAGAUUGCCGACCUGGAUGUGGACAACUUCCAAUUCGGAGACAAACUGCUGACGGUGCCUCCAGGCUUCACAUCAGGUCAUGACUUCUCAGAGUCGCAGCCUGUUUCUCUGCCGCCUGUGGUUUCUGAUCCAAGUAACGUGGAUUUACUAGAAAACCUCGAGCAGGACCUGGACGUUCAGGAAUGGAUGAAACUCACCCGCACUGAGGAACCAAUCUCCUCUGGAGUCACUCAAAGUCCCGGCCAGCGGAAUGUCCAAUUUCCCUCAGAAGAGUUUCAGGACGUGGACGAUCAGAUCAUGAAGGCAGAUCUAAAACCAGUGCUCAACAUUUCCACUACCACGAAGAGCUUCAAGAGCGACUGGGCCGAGAUGGUGGACAUCAGCCAUCCGAUCAACGACUUUAAGGAGCAAAUACCCUGCCCGGCCAUGGAAUUCCCCUUCGAGUUGGACGUCUUUCAGAAGCAGGCCAUUCUCAAGCUGGAGCAGCGUCAGUACGUCUUUGUGGCAGCUCAUACCUCCGCCGGAAAGACUGUGGUAGCGGAAUACGCCAUCGCCCUGUCCAAGCGGGAUCUCACCCGCACCAUAUACACGUCACCGAUCAAGGCGCUGUCCAAUCAGAAGUACCGCGACUUCCGCAAGACCUUCAAGGACGUAGGUCUGAUAACAGGAGAUUUGCAGAUAGAGCCCACCGCCUCCUGUCUGAUUAUGACCACUGAGAUCCUGCGCUCCAUGUUGUACUGUGGCAGCGAAGUCACCAGAGACUUAGAGUGGGUGAUCUUCGAUGAAGUACACUACAUCAACAACCCUGAGAGAGGUCACGUCUGGGAGGAGGUGAUCAUUCUCCUGCCAGACCAUGUCAAUAUUAUAAUGUUAAGUGCAACUGUGCCGAAUACCAUGGAAUUGGCGGAUUGGGUUGGGAGCACCAAGAAGAGGAAGGUAUAUGUGAUCAGUACUCUGAAAAGACCAGUGCCAUUGACGCACUUCCUCUACACUGGUGCAGGCGGUAAGAGCCGUGACGACAUCUUCCUGCUGGUGGACGCCCAGGGAAAAUAUCUGCAAGGUAACUACGAGAAGGCUGUCGAGCGCAAGAAGGAGAUACAGGGCAAGGCCAAGGGUGGCGGAGGCGGUCCCAAGAACUACGUGAAUGCCAAGCAGGAGCAGUACACUUGGAUCGGACUAAUUGACUUUCUGCGGCGGAACAACAAGAUGCCCGUGGUGGCCUUUACUCUGUCCCGGAAUCGAUGUGACUCCAAUGUGGCCGCUCUGCAGUCGGUGGAUCUCAACACGGAAAAGGAGAAGGGUGCAGUGCAGAAGUUCUUCCUGCAGUGCCUAGCAAAACUGAAGCCUCCAGAUCGCACUAUUCCACAGGUGCUCGUACUCAAAGACGCUUUGGAGCGGGGCAUUGGGGUGCAUCACAGCGGCAUACUACCCAUUCUCAAGGAGAUCGUUGAGAUGCUCUUCCAAAAUGGACUGGUGAAGCUGCUUUUUGCCACCGAGACCUUUGCCAUGGGCGUUAACAUGCCCGCUCGCACGGUGGUCUUUGAUUCCUGCAAAAAGUUUGACGGUCUUGAGAUGCGAAAUUUAAAGCCGGGAGAGUACAUUCAAAUGGCCGGAAGGGCCGGCAGACGUGGACAUGACGAGACGGGAACGGUGAUCUUGCUGUGCAAGAGUAAUGUGCCGCCGUCGAUGGAGUUGCGCCCGAUGAUCCUCGGCCUACCCGAGAAGCUGCAGUCCCAGUUCAUCCUGCGCUAUGCCGUGAUCCUCACUUGCCUGCGCAUCGAGAGCAUCAAAGUGGAAGAUAUCAUGCAGUUCAGCUUUAAGGAGUUUAACCAAAAGCUGCAGUUACCCACGCAGCAGAAGCAGCUGCGCCUGGCCGAGGACAAGUUUGCCAUGCUCCCAAAUCUCGGCGAUCAUCUGCAGCCGCUCGUAAACUUCUACGACAAGGCCGUGGAGUACUGGAAGGAGAAGCACCGCAUCAUGAAAUUCAUUGUAACCCAGGCCAAGAUCCAGAAGGAACUGAAGGUGGGCCGCGUCAUUGUCAUCACCCAGGGCAAGCACUACAAUAAGCUGGCCGUUCUACUCAACACCAAAUCCGUCCCAGGCAAGGAUACCGUCUAUAAGGUGCUUGUGCUGGACCACCAGUUUAAGACAAAGGAAAGUGACAGUCUCCAGCGGGGCGAGCUCUACUACAAAAUACUCUCUCUGACGCCCAAGAACAAAAUCUUUCAGCCAGAGGGCAUUGGAGGGCACACUGUGCUGGACAUAAAGGCCAUGGACAUUAUCAGCAUCACCAAGAACUCAUUUAAAGUCGAUGCAGAUGUGAUUAUCCGUAACUGGGAGCAACGUCAGCUGGAACGCUUCAAAGACACCCCGCCCGGUGGAACCGUGGUCAAAGCUGUGACCGAGCUGCACCAGCUUAAUGAGAGUUUUAAUGCAAACCCAGAAAACAUCAAGUACGUAAACCUAUCCAAGGAGAUAAACGUGAACGCAGACAGCGAGGUGGCCAUGCUUAACUAUGUGGAUCACCUGUUCCGCCAGGUGGGCGACUUCCUGCCGCAUACCAACAUUGCCGGCUUCGAGCAGGAGUUCGCCAAGGUCUACGAGCGGCGCAUGCUGGAGAUUCACAUCGAGGAGCUGCGCUUUAAGAACUCCGCCAAGAACCUAACCCUCUAUCCGGAUUACUGCAACAAGUUGCAGGUUCUUCGGGCCCUCAAAUACAUAGAUGAACUGGACGAGGUCACACUUAAGGGCAAGGUGGCCUGUGAGAUGGGUCAGAACGAGCUGCUGAUCACGGAGCUCAUUCUAUGCAACAUGUUUAAUGACCUUGAGCCGGCUGAGAUUGCCGCCUUGCUUUCUGGCCUAGUCUUUCAGGCAAAGAUCCAGGGUGAGCCGGUCAUUCCAGAGCCACUAAAGAAGUGCGUGGCGGCCUUUGAGCAAAUCAACGAUACUAUUCUGGCCGAGGAGCAGCGCUUCCAGGCUGCAAUAGAGGCCGAAAAUCGUCUAAAUUUCGGCCUGCUCGAGGUGGUCUACGAAUGGGCCAAGAACAAGCCAUUUGCCGAGAUUAUGAAGCUGACUGAAGUGCAAGAGGGCAUCAUUGUGCGCUGCAUUCAGCAGCUGGACGAAACCCUGCGCGAUGUAAAAACGGCCGCCAUACGAAUCGGCAAUCCUGGACUGCAGUCCAAAAUGGAGGAGGCGUCGGCGGCAAUCAAGCGUGACAUUGUGUUCACCGCAUCCCUAUACACGGAACUGUAGUCUGAGAAGCUG